Messenger RNA from Drosophila arizonae, 2087 nucleotides. It is a transcript of the gene APC7, whose product is annotated as anaphase-promoting complex subunit 7. NCBI's taxonomy places the organism in Eukaryota, Metazoa, Arthropoda, Insecta, Diptera, Drosophilidae. Gene Ontology annotation, biological process: protein ubiquitination; cell division; positive regulation of mitotic metaphase/anaphase transition. Gene Ontology annotation, molecular function: protein binding. The record is from RefSeq and is a predicted model, not a curated record. Gene Ontology annotation, cellular component: anaphase-promoting complex.
UCAACAACAAACGGUACGACUAACUGUGUAGUGUCUAUGGCGGCAACGCAUAAAAUAAAAUGGAAAACGCAUUGUGUACCAAUAUAAAGAAGCUAUACGACAAUGGACUAUAUGAAUGCGUUAUACCAACAGCCAGCCUGUUGUGCACACUACUAAAAAAUGAUCGAAAUGUGGCUACGCUGGAGAUGGAAUACCAGGCUAUGAUGUACCUCAGCAAUGCCAACUACAAGGAGCACAAUUAUCGCACAGCCUGCAGUCAGCUGGAGGCCGUUGUCCUGCAGCGUAAGACAAUGCUGAGAUUCAAGAGUAGCUACCUGACGGCCAUUGAGAGUUCGUAUCCACAGUUCCAGGAUGCGGAGCUGCGCUAUAAGAUCGCCAUCUGUUAUCGCGAGAUGGGCGAAUAUAAUAUGGCAAUUAACACACUACAGGCCGUAAAGGCGCGCACACCGCGACUCAACAUGUUGCUCGCCCGGCUGCUGCAUCAUCAUGGACGCGGCGUCGGCAAGAAGGAGAAGGCGCUCGCCUACAAAGAUGUGCUGCGCGAGUGUCCCAUGUCUCUCACCUCCAUUGAGGCGCUGCUCGAGCUGGGUGUCGAGGGUACUGAGGUGCAUUCCAUGGUGGUGAAUGCCGCUGCCUUGCCAAAGAACAUCGAAUGGCUGAGCAGCUGGAUCAAAGGACACGCCCAGAUGUACGGCUGCAAGCACCGAGAAGCGUCACAAACGUUCCAGCAGCUGAACGAGACAAAACAACUCCACCAGAAUGAGCAUAUCCUGACGAAGAUUGGCAACUGUCUGUAUUACGACGGCAACUAUCUGCACGCUGAGCAGUAUUUAAGUCUGGCCAUGAUGCAGAAUCCGUAUAAUAUAAAUGCCCUCAGCUCGCUGGCCGUUGUGUACGAUCGCAACAAGAAGAAGCUGGAGCGUAGCACUCUGAUAGCCCCGCUCGAGAUGCGACGCACCCGAGAGUUUCGAUCCGCACACUGGUUCCUGCACGCACAGUUGACCUACUCGAAUAGCAAAUACGAACGUGCCCUAAGCUUCACGGAGCGCGCCCUGGACAUGGACGAGCGAAACAUCGAGGCGCUGCUACUGCGUGCCGGACUCUAUUUCAUGAUGAAGCGCCAGCGAGACGCUGUCAAUGUGUUCCAAAGUAUCCAAUGCCUGGCACCGUAUCGCUUCGAGGUGUAUAAAGGCCUGGUCGCCUGCUAUGUGCGUAUGAAUUGCAUCAAGGAGGCCCAAGCCACCUGCACCGUGGCAGUGCGGCAAUUCCCAACAUCUGCGCGCAGCUUCACCAUGUUUGCCGGCACCCUGUUCCGCCUGGCUAAUCCGAAUGCCGUGCGCAGUGCCAAACGGUUUGUGGAGAAGGGCUUGCAGAUCGAUGAGCGCUAUGCGCCGGGCAUUGCACUGUUAGCAACCAUUUACCAGGGUGAGGGGGAUAUUAAGAAGGCGAUUGCGUUGCUCAAGAAACAGGUGGAGUAUCGACCAGAUGCCAUGCUCUUUGCCAUGCUGGGCGAGAUGCUAAGCAAGGAGAAAGAUCUGGAUGCUGCUCUACAAUACUUUACGCUUUCAUUGAGAUUGGAUUCCACCUAUCAGCGUGCCUUGGAUGGCAUUAAUGCACUGCCCAAAGCAGCACGCAUGGCCAGCAGCAACAAAGCCAGCGACAAGGCUAGCGAAUCAAAUGGAGCAGCAGGCUCUAAUUGCACUGCAGCAGCUGCUGCCGCUACUGGUGCUGCCGCUACUGGUGCUGCUGCUACUGGUGCUGCUGCUACUGGUGCUGCCGCUACUGGUGCUGCCGCUGCGGCCUGCAGCGCGCCGAAUUUACAUCGAACCUGUAACAGAACCAAUCACGAUUGGCUGCUGGACUAUGAUGAGGCAGAGUCAUUGGAAUUGUCCUCACCAGCUGGGCCAGCAGAAGAUGCGGAAUCCGAUACAUUCUCGGAGCCCUUUUGGCAGGCCGUCGAUAGCGAAUUGACAAAUUAAUUGGAAUUGAGGGCCAACUACAGACGUUUUGUCUAGAUUCUGAAUUCCAUCAAGUGUAGGCUUAGUUAUUUAAUUUGAAUGUUAUUUGAAGAAGCAAAAUCUAUUUAU